CAUCACCAGCCCCCCUCAACGCCACGCCCCCUCCGCAUGGGCCCGUAUGCUUACAGACGUCUAUGGAGCCUCGAAUAGCGACACUGCUCGGGGACUCCUCCCUCGAACGAACUCUCCUCGAGCCCGUCUCGCUCUUACCGCCACCCUCAGUCGCCCCGCGUAGACCACACCCCGUGGAACCGAGUCCCGUUAGCGACGACAGCCGCCCAAACGUAAACGCACGACGUUCUGAAUUCUUAGGCAACAAUGACAGCUAUACAGCAAGCAGGGGCCAGGGUGUACAGGUGCAGAAUUCUCAGAACUCGAGGGUUCCAAUUGCCGGAGUGUUGAACGACGAGACGCCGGCGCCCACUGGUCCCCAGCCCCUCCCGGCGCUGUCCACGGCGUCGGUGACCCCCUUCAGUGGGCGGUUGAGCGAUAUACUGCUAGACCCCUCUCAACAACCACCAAACAAGCGGAGGAGGCUCGAUGGACAGACGACCCCGCCAGCGCUGACCGGGCCCGAGAAUACGCUGCUUAAGCUUCCUCAGCCGCGGCAACUACCAAAGAAAACCUCAAAGCGGCCUCGGAUACCGCCUUUGCUACAGGGCCUGCAUCAGCCGCCUCCGCUACCACCGGAGGGCACACGCUUCCCACCCAUCACGGGAGAGGCCGGCGGCUUUGGAAGGGAUAUUGGCGAUAGGGUUGGUUUGAGGAGCCCUGUGGGUCCGGAGCGGAGUAAGGAAAAAGAUGCAGGGGACUCCCCGGGUACUGUACCGAGCGGUAACACCGUAGAAGAGGGGAAGGAGAAGGAGAACCCCGUCGAUAUGCCCACGUCCACGUCUGGAAGUGACAAGGAGAAUCGCAAUCAGAACGAGGCGGAGCGAGCAACCACGGAACCGUCCAAAGCUAAAGAGUUGAAACGGCGAAACAAAUGGUCAGAGCAAGAGACAAAGGAUUUGCUUGUUGGUGUUAGCAGAUUCGGCAUCGGCAACUGGAAGAAGAUACUGCAGUGUUCGGACUUUAACUUCAACCACCGGACAGCUGUUGACCUCAAAGAUCGGUUCCGGACAUGCUGCCCUGGAGAGGGUCUGAAGCUCCGGAAACGGAAGUGCAAGAAUAAUUCACAAGAUGCGGCCUCGGAAGGGCCAAACGCGGCAACGGCCUCCUCGAGUGCAUCGAAUAGCCAGAAUGUCACAGAUCCGGAAAUUUCCAAGGCUGAAUCGACUAGCAAAGACAGUGGGUUGAGGAAAACACGUGGGGAAAGCCAUAGAAAAGGGCCAGUUGAGCUAGCCGAGAUGGGCAUCCAUGGCCCUUUCAUCAAGAACAACCGCAGAGAGCGUCGCGAGUUCACACAGAAGGAUGACGAGAGCCUGCUGAAAGGGUUCGAGAAGUAUGGCGCAUCGUGGCAUUCGAUGAGAGACGACAAGGACUUGGGGUUCAGCACCCGGCACCCGACGGAUUUGAGGGAUCGGUUCCGCAUCAGGUACCCAGAGAUGUAUGCGAAGGCCGGGUACAAGUUGAAGCCCAAGGACGAGCGGAUGCUUAAAGAGAAAGAGGAGAAGGAGAAGGAGACUUCGAACACACAGGAAACGGCUAUCUCUACAAACACUAUUGAAGCGCCCGAAGCGCAGAAGGCAAACGAGGAAACGACCAAUAUCGACCCGGCCUUCACCAACAUCACCACAUCCGCACCAUCAAAUACAGACCUCAAAGCUCACACCCUCCGCCAGCCGCUUCUCAACUCCUUCCCAAGUCCCCUCGAAGACUUCGGCGACAUCCCUUCCGAAGAGGACGGCUCCAGCAGCCGUAGCCCCAUCGUCCUGAACAGAAACAUCUUCCAGUGGGCGGACGCAAAUCCUUCCCAAGCCGUCGCAGCAGCGACGCAAUCGAGCUUUCCCACAGUAACCAGUAUGGCUGCUGAUCCAUCUCUCAACAUGUUCGCCGGGAUGGAUGGAAUGCAUAUCAACCCCUUAGCUACGCUCAAGCUACCCAUGACUUUGAUGACCAGCAAUGUGCUCUCGGCGACGCCGUCAUCUUUCCAGCAGUCCUCGAACUCGCUUAUGCUUACCCUGCCGGUGACCCAGCCUUCCGCAAACACAACCAGUACUCCAGCGAGCAGCGGCCCUACGACCACUCCAUCUAACCCAUCAGCAAGUUCCGCAUCAAAGCAGUCCAUGAACCCGCUCCUCCGCACCCCCAACCUCCCCACCAUCGUCUUCCCCCACGUCCCCGCCGCCAGCGCAAGAAGCGCGGUGCACAACCUGCCGCCUCCCGCGGAUCUUCUGUCCGGUCUGGACUUGGACGUACGACAGGAUUCGCAGGCAGCGGGUUUCAUGUUGGAUGAUAGUCUAGGUUUCGCGCUCCCGUCGAACCAAGGCGGAUACAGCUCGACAUUUACAUUUCCGCCUACGAUUGGUGGGCCGAAUGGAAGGGGAUUGCUGCUAGAGGAGGGUUACUGGCGGAGAGGAGAGGGCUGGGUGGCUUGCGAUAAGGGACAGAGAUGAUGCUGGAUAUACUGCCUUUUUGUUAGAUCGAUAUGAUACCCACCCCCGAUAUUUCAAUGCUAUU
Trematosphaeria pertusa is the source of this 2550-nucleotide messenger RNA. RefSeq lists its product as uncharacterized. The transcript has a single exon. NCBI's taxonomy places the organism in Eukaryota, Fungi, Ascomycota, Dothideomycetes, Pleosporales, Trematosphaeriaceae. The record is from RefSeq and is a predicted model, not a curated record. The coding region runs from base 63 to 2486 and encodes 807 amino acids.